Messenger RNA from Oncorhynchus mykiss (rainbow trout), 3253 nucleotides. It is a transcript of the gene e2f3, whose product is annotated as E2F transcription factor 3. Gene Ontology annotation, biological process: regulation of transcription by RNA polymerase II. Gene Ontology annotation, cellular component: RNA polymerase II transcription regulator complex. Gene Ontology annotation, molecular function: protein dimerization activity; RNA polymerase II cis-regulatory region sequence-specific DNA binding; DNA-binding transcription factor activity, RNA polymerase II-specific. NCBI's taxonomy places the organism in Eukaryota, Metazoa, Chordata, Actinopteri, Salmoniformes, Salmonidae. The record is from RefSeq and is a predicted model, not a curated record.
AAACUGCAUCCCCUUAUUCAUUGUCAGCUUCCUGGAGCCAUUUUUUAAACAUCCAGAGCGGAGCUUUCGACUCAAUCAAAUCCGUUGCAUCUUCCCGUUUUAGAAACGUAUCGUUUAUACAAUUUGAACGAAUGGGCAUGUAAGAUAUUAGUCUAACGAUAUCCCUGAUUAUUUUGGGUCGAGCCGAGGCGAACUUUGAGGAGAAAGUGCUCCAAAGUAGCGGAGGUACAAACGGACAUUUGACCCUGAAGAUGAGAAAGAGGGGAGUCCCGGAAAAAGUCCUAAUUUCAGGGGUCGGAGGCUCCUCCAUGGACAAAAAACAAACGGUUAUGACCCGGUACAGCAACGCGACAUAUUAUCAGAUUUUAACACCUCCGCCCUGCCCGAACCAGACUAACAAUGUCGGUGUCGCAGACCCGACCGUGAGUCAGCUUUACACUACACCCAUAGGGGUGUCUACAAACGGGACAGGACCGCGACCAGCCCUCGGAAGACCCCCGGCGAAGCGUCGGUUGGAGCUGGAGGAGAGGGACCAGUACACCACUGAGCCAAUCAGUGAGCCCAGAGCUAAGAGAGCCACCACACACUCCCUCAGAAGAACCCAGACUCCUCCCUCCCCAUUAGAGAAGACCAGGUAUGACACAUCUCUAUGCCUCCUGACCCAGAAGUUUGUCCAGCUGCUGGCCCAGUCCAGUGACGGGGUGGUGGACCUGAACCGGGCCGCGGAGUCCCUCAAGGUGCAGAAGAGACGCCUCUAUGACAUCACCAACGUCCUGGAGGGGGUGCAUCUCAUCAAGAAGUCCUCCAAGAACAACAUCCAGUGGCUGGGCUGUAGCCUGUCUCCAGAAGGAGUGGCCAGUGUCCAGACCCCUGGCUCUGUGGGUAAACAACUGCUGGAGUUGACCCAGGAGGAGAGGAGACUGGACGAACUCAUACACACCUGCACACUCAUCGUCCAACAGAUGACUGAAGACACACCCACAAGGAGGUUUGCCUACAUAUCGUAUGAUGAUGUGAAAAGGAUUCCUAGUCUGAAUGACCAGACGGUCAUCAUGGUCAAAGCCCCUGCUGAAACCAGGCUGGAGGUGCCAGACCCUGCAGAGAGUCUCCAGGUCCACUUGAGCAGCACCCAGGGUCCAAUAGAAGUCUUCCUGUGCUCAGAUGAUCACGCCCCUUCCACCCCACUGAAAAACAACUCUGCGCUGAACGAAAAUGGACAUCCGUCUUCAUCUUCGUCCUAUGCCAGUGGAAACUCCACAUCCUUCCUCAAGGUGUCACAAGAGGGUAAUAACUACACCGGUACCGGUUUCUCCAACGCCCUGUCCAGCCUCCCAGCAUGCUCUGCGGUGACAGUCACUCCUGUCUCCCCCCUGCCCUCCUCCCUCACCUCCCUCCUCCCCCUCCAGGACGUCGACCAGGAGCCCUUCAUCCCCCUGUCUCUCGUGGGGGAUGACUACCUGCUUAGCCUGGGCGAAGACGAAGGCAUCAGUGACCUGUUCUCCUACGAUCUGGACCGGCUCCCGUUAGACAACCUGCUCUGUAAUUGAGUGAAAUGUAAGCUCAGCGGCCAUUUUGGGGAAUUUAGUUUGGCCAUUUUGGAGCCAGAUUCAUGGUCCCAAUGUGGUCGUUUCCAGUUAUAAAGAACUGAUUUAGAGCCCGGUGGGCUCUGUGGAAUGCAGCACAGCAGCCAUUUUGGAGCCAGAUUCAUGGUCCCAAUGUGGUCGUUUCCAGUUAUAAAUAACUGAUUUUAGAGCCCAGUGGGCUCUGUGGAAUGCAGCACAGCAGCCAUUUUGGAGCAAGGCUUUGUUUACUCGACCUUGUGGACUGGACUGCUCAUAGAGGACCUGCUGUGUAAUUGACCCCUGGUCCGGCGACGAGAGAAGGGUAUAGAGCUGAUCAAAGGAAGUACGUUUCAGUUCAGACUGAAAUGUAGGGGUGAAUUCUGUGGCUGAAAGAAUGGACAAAACCCCUUCUCAAACCCUGUCUUUCUGGUUUUGCACUGACAGGCAAACCAACAUCCUGAACAAUUGCUCAUUCUCCAUGGCAGACUGUUAUCUAAAUGAACUGUUCUCAUUUGAAAGCAGAAAUUGUCCCCUAACAGAGAUGAGUUAUGGACGUUAACCCCUGAACACAGAUUCUUACCCAUAUCUACCGUCGUGUGACUGUCAUCUGUGAACUUGUGUUUUAUAAUGUGACCCGAUGAUUGGUCCUGGUUCUCCGCUCACCAGAGUAGAGCAGACUCGGUAUCUACGUCCCAAGAGGGUGAUCUCUGCCUGGGCAUCAAUAAAAGGUACCUGGUCUUCCACAUGGAGCCUUCUGACACAAUACUAGAAGAGACUGACUGGUAGUGUUCAGAUAACCAGAGAAUGUACUGAAAGAUGGGCCUUCUCCUGAUAUAUUGGUGUAUGUUGUGUUUGUUGUUUAGAGGAGGAAGUGAAUAUUGCUCCCGUUGCCGUGUGGAACAUCCACUACAUGUCCUUCUCCUGCUGUCGAUGAACUUCUUUAAUAUCCAGGGAUGAGCAAUGUGCCUCCACACACACACACACACACACACACACACCACCAUGCAAGAGUCACGUAGACAAGCCCCCAUUUUGUUUUAGCCAUGCUAGCUGCCAUGCUAGCUGCCAUGCUAGCUGCCAUGCUAGCUGCCAUGCUAGCUGCCAUGCUAGCUGCCAUGCUACUUAUUGAAUAACUGACAUAUUAACCAACUCAUAGUCAAUUCUCAGGGCUCCCAAAUUACUUUCUACUUGAAAUACAAUUUUUAUUACUUAAUUAAAAUGUACAAAUGGAUUAUAAUGAAUUUGUUUUUGUGCUAGAUAUUCUAAUAAGGUAGUUUUUUUUUUUUUUUACUUACACCCAGUCAUUAACCCAUUGAUAAAAAUUGAUAGCAAUUUUUACAAAUUUGCCCUUCGAUUAGUAUAGACAUGUGACCUUUAAACUACCCAACCAUACGGUACAUUCAGCUUUCCUUCGUGGGCUGAAUCUGCCUGGUUUUAGAGAAGUGCUUUACUAGAUGGUGUCCUGUUGCUUUUACUAGUGUAUAAUGUUGGACCAGAGCUCUAUGGGUUGAUGACAGAACUUACCAAGAAGUCCUUUUUUGAGCCAAUUGACUGAUAUGAAAGUGUGUUGGAGAACAGACAUGUCCUGAACGGAACGAUAUACUGUAUUGUCGUCUUACAGUAAUGUGUAUUUUGUUUACGUGUUAAGUCAUUUCUAAGGUACUGUACUAGAAGCUGUUCGUGUUUUUGUU